UCUGUAGUGUUUUGGGUUUUUGUUUUUUGAUAUUUUUUUUUUAACUACAAAAAAAUACAAACUUUUCUGAGGCACUCAAUUUUGUUGCCAAAUGCAAGGCAUGGCAGGGUAGCAUCUGGCAGACCAGCCAAGUGGAUAGACUUGAGAGGCUUCAGAUUUUCCAAAUAUUGUGUACAAAACGAUGAACCCCUUCUCGCCCCUGAAACGCUGCAGAGCAGGCAGGCCAUCUGAGAAGUAAGAAAAGGGUGCUGCAGAGUAAUUGUUUGUUUAUUUAUUCAUGUAUUCAUUUAUUUCAAGGAGUAAGAGUUAGCUUGUAGGGCAAUAAAAAGAGGAGGGAGUCUGUUGCAGUGGUUGGGUAGCAGCAGGAGGAAAGGAGAAGGACAGUCUUGCUCCAUGACUUCUAGAAAUCAUGAGGCAGAGGGUAUUAGAAUCAUGAGGCAAACAGUGACUCAUUUUUGUGACUGAUUUGUCUAACCCCCUCAAUGCGUCGUCGUCUGAGAGCAGAUCGGUAGCAGCCUAACAUGACCGACCAGAGGGAAAACAAUGGAAGGUGAGCAGCUGCCCUGCUGCGUGCUGACAUGAUGACCGCUAGCGAGGCAGCCGAUGUGAGCAGCAAGUCUGAAAGCAGUGUCUGCAAGUCUGUUGAGAGGAUCAAGGUUGCAAAUAAAAACAAUACAGCUGCUGUGAAGGAGUUAGAAAGAUUUUUGUUUGUGUUUUCGAGUGAGAGAUGUUCUGAAGGUGCUUCUUUCGCCCAGAGUUUAACACCUGAAGCUGAACCAGUUUCUUCUGUGGUGAAGAACCCACUGGGAGCCUUGGAGAACUUGAUGCUGGAUCCAAGGCUAGACUGCUUUCAGCAGAACAUGCUUAGUCCCAAAAUGAUCAUCAGUGACCCAUCUGUGGAUCUGAAUAUUAAAGAAAACAGUAAAACCAUCAGGAGGCAGAUAGGAGGCACUCAGAACAUAAGGUCACCUGGAAAAAUUGGCUUGAGGAAUAAGUCCUUCAGCAUCAAGGACAAAAUUUCAGAAUGGGAAGGAAAAAAGGAAACACCCUCUGCUCCUGCCACUCGCAAAGAGGAGGAGCAAGGAGUUAAAGAGGAGCACAAAACACCCUGUGUAAUUGAGAAGACAAGUGGGAUAGCAUUGGUAACUCGUAAAGUGGAGACCAAGAGACUUCUGAACUGGGAACUGGAGUGCAAAGAGAUGGGCAAAGGGAAUGAGCGGAAAGUAGGAACUCCGAAAAGCACGGGGCAGGGAACAGAGCAAAAGGGGGAAACAGAGAAGGGUGAGGAAGUGGAGUCCAGUAUUGGAAAAUGCAAAGAGGUAAAAGGUGGGAAAUGGGAGGUCCAGAAGGAGAAUCUUUCGGUGCUCAGCCAGGUGAAAAAGCUGGAGCAGGCUCUGAAGGAUGGCUCAGCAGAGCUGCAGCCUCAGUUGCCUGGUACUUACUACUCCCCACAAUGCCUGCAGGAGAAGACAGCACAAGGACACACUAACCCUGAGGGCCAUGAGAGUGCAUGUGGGGCUGAGCUCAACAAAAGGCUCCUUGGCUGCGACUCUGAAAUCAGUGAGCCGAUUUUUGGGACUCUAGAAGAAGUAAGAACUUCUCAGGCAAAACACAAGGACUGCACUGUGGAGAAUGUGUACACAGAACCAGGAGUGCCAGAGAAGAAACCCUUCAUCAACCCGCUGCCAAAGCCCCGACGGACUUUCAAACAUGAGGGGGAAGAGGACUGGGUACCAGCAGUUAGGAAUAAAAGAAACUUACCCCCUCUGCCAUCCAUUCCUCCCCCUCCUCUUCCUUCCUCUCCUCCCCCAUCAGCUGUCAGCAGAAGACUCUGGAAUGGGAAGCACAAGAACAACGCUGACCACAGGAAGUCAUAUGAGUUUGAAGACUUGCUGCAGUCAUCAUCUGAGAACGGCAGGGUGGAUUGGUACGCGCAGACCAAGUUGGCCCUCACACGCACUUUAUCUGAGGAAAACGUCUAUGAAGACAUACUGGAUCCACCGUCAAAGGAAAACCCCUACGAAGACAUUGAGACCAACAGCCGUUGUUUGGGGAAGAAAUGUGUCCUGACCUUCCCAGCAUCCCCCACCUCUUCUGUACCUGGGACCCCAACUAAGUUACUUUCGAAGCCCAUUUUUUUCCGACAAAGCUCAGAGCGCCGGAGUUUCAAACUGCCAGAUAUACGGAAACUGAGCCGUGAUGGAACUGGGUCACCAUCCAAAAUCAGCCCUCCCUCGACCCCCAGCAGUCCAGAUGACACUUUCUUCUCCCUGGGAGACCCUCAGAAUGGCAAAAGGAGAAGGAAGAUUCCCAAGCUUGUGUUGAAAAUCAAUGCUAUUUAUGAGGCACGAAGGGGAAAGAAACGUGUCAAGAGACUAUCGCAGUCUACAGAGAGCAAUUCAGGGAAAGUUACAGAUGAAAACAGUGAAUCAGACAGUGAUACUGAAGAGAAGCUGAAAGCUCACAGCCAGCGUCUGGUCCAUGUGAAAUCUCGCCUGAAGCAAACCCCACGGUACCAAACCUUGGAACGGGACUUGAUCGAGUAUCAAGAGAGGCAGCUGUUUGAGUACUUUGUUGUGGUGUCACUGCACAAGAAGCAGGCCGGGGCUGCCUAUGUCCCUGAAGUUACCCAGCAGUUCCCAUUAAAGCUUGAACGCUCAUUCAAAUUCAUGCGUGAGGCAGAAGACCAGUUGAAAGCUAUUCCCCAGUUUUGCUUCCCUGAUGCUAAGGACUGGGCCCCCAUCCAUCAGUUUGCCAGUGAGACAUUCUCAUUUGUCCUGACUGGGGAAGAUGGGAGCAGGCGGUUUGGAUACUGUCGGAGGUUGCUGCCCACUGGGAAAGGGAAGCGUCUCCCAGAAGUUUACUGUAUUGUGAGUCGUCUUGGAUGCUUCAACCUCUUCUCUAAGAUCUUGGAUGAGGUUGAAAAGAGACGGGGCAUUUCACCAGCGUUGGUGCAGCCCCUCAUGAGGAGUGUCAUGGAGGCACCUUUCCCAGCUUUGGGCCGGACGAUUACAGUCAAGAACUUCUUGCCAGGCUCAGGGACAGAGGUAAUCGAGCUGCGGCGGCCUCUCGACUCCAGGCUUGAGCACGUUGAUUUUGAGUCCCUGUUCACGUCCCUCAGCGUGCGGCACCUGAGCAGAGUCUUCGCUUCCCUGCUUCUGGAAAGGAGGGUGAUCUUUAUUGCUGACAAGCUCAGCACUCUCUCGAAGUGUUGCCACGCCACGGUGGCCCUCCUGUACCCCUUCACUUGGCAGCACACCUACAUCCCUGUGCUGCCGCCUUCCAUGAUCGAUAUUGUGUGCUCGCCCACCCCCUUCCUCAUCGGCCUGCUCUCCAGCUCUCUGCCUCGCCUGAAGGAGCUCCCAGUAGAGGAGGUCCUUGUGGUUGACCUCGUAAAUAACCGGUUUCUGAGACAGAUGGAAGAUGAGGACUCCAUUCUGCCUCGUAAGCUGCAGAGUGCCUUAGAGCACAUCUUGGAGCAGAGGAACGAGCUGGCGAGCGACAAGGAGGAAGGCUCUGUGAAUGGCAAGCAGGAAUCCAGCCCUUUGAACGAGGUGGUGUCUGAGGCCUUUGUCCGUUUCUUUGUGGAAAUCGUGGGCCACUACUCCCUCUUCCUGACGCCCAACGAGCGAGAGGAGCGGACUUUGCAGCGCGAGGCCUUCCGGAAGUCUGUCUCCUCCAAGAGCCUCCGACGCUUCCUGGAAGUCUUUAUGGAGACACAGAUGUUUGGGGGCUUCAUUCAAGAGCGGGAGCUGCGGAAGCAGGGGGUCAGAGGUCUGUUUGAGGUACGGGCUCAGGAGUACCUGGAAACACUUCCCAGUGGGGAGCAGAGUGGAGUCAAUAGGUUCCUGAAAGGACUAGGUAGCAAAAUGAAAUUCCUCCACAAAAAAUAAGAGUGAAGCACAUGCUCAUUCCAUAGAAGAGAAGGGCUUUACCAUUUAACAGGAACAAAUUGGACUGUUACCAACCAUUCCCAUUUGGCCUGCUCCCAGGGACCAGCAGCCUUGGGUGAGCUGGCCCCCCAAGGCAGGAGGAGGCCAGGAUGUGCUCACGCAGGCGUGUGGUGCCAUAAGAAGAUUUGAUGACCGCAGAGCUGCCUGGACAAGUCUCUGGAUUUCUACAGUACCAUGCACUGGACCAAGCGCUCUCUGAACUCUGCACUAGCAUGUUGCAGAUGUCCCGGCUGAUUGGAUCUCUUAGCUAGUCAAUUCUUUAUUUUGUUGUAUUUUCCUAUUUAUAUUGGGGUUAGAACAAAUAUUAACCAAUGACUCUUGCCCUGCCUCCUCUCCGCAUGGUGUUACGGGAGGCCAGAAUGGGACUCCCACAGGGACUGAGCAGAGCACAAACACCAAGGAGGGGAGGAAAGAGGAGAUGUAUGGAAACAGGUCUUUGCCAAAUGAGGACACUGAGGACCGCAAGGAUGCAGACUGACUAGGAAGAGCUUACGAGCAGGGGGAACGGGUGAGGGGGAACCACUAAAUCUACUGAGGACUUGAUCGGCCAGCCUGCUAUCGGGGUGACUGUGCCAGGGGGUCCUGGCACAAGGAGAGGCCUUUCCUUAUGCAAUGUAAUUAAAAGUGAGUGGUGUAAAAGGUAUAUGGCACCUUGGGUAUUCUUUGGGGAGAGCUGUGUGUCUGCCCACUCGCCCCUCUGGGGCUGAGCAUGGGCUGGAGGAGACAUCUAGAGGCCGAGCCCUCGGCUUUACCGUAUCCACGUGCCUUGGUGGCAGGUGGGCCUUGUUUCUCUCACCUGGGCUGCUUGCAGGCGGAGCCGAAAAUGGAGCUCUCUUGCCAGGGUCUUGCCUCUGAGACCAGCUUCCAGAUGGUCAGACAGAAACUCCAGCUUCUGAGCGUUGCUGCUGAUCAGCUCAGGCAUUAGCAGGCAGCUGGUAAUGUCUCUCCAGCAGUGUUAGAAAACAUGAUGAUGCUAGGUAAGGCUGGUUAGAAUAAAAAUCAGGAAAAAUCAGGACAUCAGCUCUAGCAGGAAACGCUUGAUGAGAGGAGCUAUUUGAAGGUGCAGUCUGGAGGAGCUCCUGUGGUUGCUGCUUGUCCUCAUUCACUGGGGCAAUUUUGAAGCCAUAUCUCUGGCUAAUUGAAGCCGUGAGAGGAAGGAAACCCUACCCAAUGCCUGCUCCUCCAAACUGCUUGGGAGAAGCAGCAAGCAGGAGGAGUGUGGCUGCU
Messenger RNA from Struthio camelus australis, 5180 nucleotides. NCBI's taxonomy places the organism in Eukaryota, Metazoa, Chordata, Aves, Struthioniformes, Struthionidae. The record is from RefSeq and is a predicted model, not a curated record.